Molecule: messenger RNA, 3080 nt
Organism: Pomacea canaliculata
Lineage: Eukaryota; Metazoa; Mollusca; Gastropoda; Architaenioglossa; Ampullariidae
Product: neuroglian-like
Exons: 19
Coding region: 198-2870 (890 amino acids)
Biological process (GO): cell-cell adhesion
Molecular function (GO): protein binding
Source: RefSeq, a predicted model, not a curated record
GCUGUCACCCUGGCUUAACCUUGCUACUUACGCAUGCGCACACGACAGUUUUCGUAGUAACAGAGGCGCGUCAUCGUGUUGUUUACUGUUUACGAUUGAGAACAUUCAGAAUGUUCAUUACUUCACAGGGAUGAGAGGCCGAUAACGCCCAAGUUUUCAGAUAAAGUGUUAAAGCUGUUGUCAGACUGAUUGUAAAAAUGUGGAGGCUGUCUCUAAGUCUGCUGAGUCUUGUGAAUCAAAUCAGUGCAGUCACAAUCCCACCAAGCAUUUUUAUACAAGCACCCUUUGAUGUUUAUUACAAGGCAGGAGAAACAGUUAAAAUAGAAUGUGUUGCAGAUGGCAUUCCUCAUCCAGUCUACACAUGGAAACGUAAUGGAAUUGACUUCAACCCACAGGGAUAUGAUGAUCGUGUAGUCCAGCUUCCUGAUGUUGGCACAAUUGUUUUCAUAAGGCCUGAAGAUAGAGAUGAGGGUAUAUUUCAGUGUUUUGCCACAAACAACUAUGGUGUGUCAGCUUCAAUCAAAGUGAACUUAAGAGAGGCGAAACUGAAGGACUUUCAGAUUGGACCAGAUACAACUGUGUCUCCUAGGCUUGGACAACCAUUGACACUCAACUGUGUUCCACCUGAGAGUAUACCUCCACCACAAGUUUUCUGGAUUGCUAAAAAGACAGGAGGAGGUUUUGAUGCGCUGAAUCUUGAUGCACGUGUAACAAUGGAUCAUGAACACCGGCUUCGAAUCACAAACGUCAAGGCUUCUGACUAUAUGGACGGACGAGCAUAUGCGUGCAUGGCAAUUAAUGAAAUGAUGAGGAAACCCACCCAGGGUCCACAGUUUUUCAUAAGACCACAAGGAACCACUGAAGAGCUCAGUCCAGUGACCUACAUGUGGGCUUCUCCAGAAGACCACUUUGGUCUUCGUGGAAAUCAGUUCAAGGUCAAGUGCAUUUUUUCUGGAAAUCCAACACCAGAUGUACACUGGGUAAGAACAGAUGGUGCACCACUGCCUGAUCGAGCCAAAAUAUUAGCUUUUGGGAUGGAGAUGGUGAUUGAUAAUCUACAAUUUGAGGAUGCAGGAACCUAUGAGUGUUGGGCUUCCAACAGUAACACUCAGACACGAGUUCAGAGAACUGUGUCUGUGCGUGUAGAGUCUGUACCUUACUGGCUGCUGGAGCCCCAAGAUGUGGAGAUUGGAGUUGGUGGCACAGCACAGUUCGACUGCUUGGCGAAGGCUGUACCAACACCAGAGUACUGGUGGUUCAUCAAUGGGGUCCCCUUACAAAAUGUGAAAGACAGCAGGAUUACCCCAGACCGCUUCAAGCGCCCACGUCCUGAUCGCAUUGUGUUUGAAAAUGUCAACCGGGAGGAUGCCAUGGUGAUCCAGUGCAAUGCCACAAACAAACAUGGCUACAUUUGGGGCGAUGUUUACUUGAACGUACUUUCUGAGGCUCCUACAAUCCUCACUCCCCCGGAUCCAGAAAAGCUUGUAGCAGAGGGAACUUCUGUAAACUUGACCUGCAGGGUAGCAGGCAAGCCAGAUCCUAUCAUCACGUGGUACAAGGACAAUCAGCAGAUCAGCGGUGGCAGAUACAAGAUUAUGCCCUCAGGAGAGCUCUAUAUAAAACAAGUAGUAUUGUCAGAUGCGGGGCUAUACACAUGCGAAGCUAGAAAUAUCUUCAACGUGACCAGCAGCUCAGGGAAACUUUUGGUAAGGCGCAAGACUUUGAUAGAGCAGAAACCUUUGGAUCUGGAGGUCAAUGCAGGCACAGAUGCAAAGUUCACAUGUUCUGGAACCACUGAUCCAGAGGAGGUGGACAAGUUGCAAAUCAAAUGGCUGAAGGACAACAAGGAAAUCUCCGCUGUUGUGCAGCGAAUGACAACUAACAAACAGGACAACUCUCUGACAAUAUCAGGAACCAUUGUACGCGAUUCUGGAUCAUACACUUGUGUUGCUACCAACGGCUUAGACCAGGAGGAGGCCUCAGCAAUGCUGACAGUUAGAGAUCGACCUGAUUCUCCCUCUGAGGUAAAAGUUGAAAAGUGUGCCACCCAGAAUGCUACGGUGAGCUGGAUACCUGGCAGCUACAACAAUGCCCCAGUGCAGUACUAUGUGAUUCAGUACAACACAAGUUUCAGUCCAGAUACAUGGAAUUUUGGAGUCAGGGUUGAUUCCAUGUACAGUAUAGCAAAUGUGAGCUUGACUCCCUGGGUUAACUACACUUUCCGUGUCAUUGCCUACAACAAGAUUGGAGAGAGUGACCCCAGCUUUCCUAACCCAAUCAUUUGCAAAACUAACGCAGAACGUCCGAGAAUCCACCCUCAGAAUCUGCGGACGAUUGGAGACAGACCUGGCUUUCUGCAUAUCGAAUGGACACCAAUGCCAGAGAUUCAGCAGAAUGGCCCUGGUUUUCAGUACAUCUUGCAGUAUGAGCGAGAAGGGUAUCCAACCGGUGUGCAGCAAUUUCCAAUUGAUGAUUGGAGAGUGAGAGAAAAAUACUUUGCAGUUGGAAACCAGAUCUAUGAACCAUAUAUUAUUACCUUGAAAGCCAAAAACAGUGUGGGUGAUGCAAUGCAAGAUCCUCCUAAAAUUCGAGGUUUCACAGCUGAAUCAAUUCCUAACACUGUGCCUGAGACUUUCCAGGCAGAGCAGGUGGAAGACACCUAUGCAGUGUUAACUUGGGAAUUUGACUAUCAACAAAUUAACAAAACACCCACAGCAAUAAAUGGGGAAUUUCGUGGUUUCAAGAUUCAGUUUUGGCAGAGAGGGUACAAAGAUGACACACUGAGAGAGUGGAAUAUCUUACCAAAGGAGGCCCUUGCCUCACGAAACGGCAGACAGUUCGAACAACUGUCCAAGAUCUUCUACCAAUGACUACUGUAGAGGCACAAAUCUCUGUGAUGAACAACUACUAUGUUUCACGGCCAACAGAUGUUAUGACCUUCCAAACAAAAGCAGGAUUCCCUGGACCAGUGGCUUUUUUCCGACCAAUCAAUAUUGGAGACAACCAUGUUAACUUGGAGUGGAAGCCACCAGAUGAAAAUCGUGGAGAUAUUUUAGGAUAUGACAUUGGAUAUCAACUUG